AUGGAAGGUCAGAUCAAUUCUGCUUUGAGAUAUCUCAGUGAGGCUGAUUGUGAUGGAGUGUUGCCUUUGACUGACGACGUGAUGAGACAGCUUCAGGAGAAACACCCUGAGGCACAAGAGGCCAAUCUUGGCUCGUUACUCUUCGGGCCAUUUGAGGAAGUGCACGAUUCGUUAUAUCAGCAGAUCGAUGGCGAAAUGAUACGCGAGACAGCAUUGCGAACCAAGGGCUCCGGCGGCCCUUCAGGAGUGGAUGCAAAUGGAUUCAAGCGUAUUUUCGCAUGUAAAUCGUUUAAGAAAUCAGGCGUGAACUUGUGUGAGGCAGUAGCAACAAUGACCCGGCGGCUAUGUACGGAAUACAUUGACCCGAGAACUAUCGAGCCUAUAUUAGCCAGCAGGCUUAUACCUCUUGACAAAGGCGAGGGUGCGGUUCGUCCAAUUGGCGUCGGGGAAGUUAUCAGGAAGAUUGUCGGGAAAUGUGUUAUGAAAGUGAUUAAGCCCGACGUGAUUGAUGCCAGUGGCUCGCUACAGGUGUGCGCAGGUCUUAAGAGCGGAAGUGAGGCAGCUGUUCAUGCGAUGCACUCCAUAUUUGAAGAAGACAGUUCUGUGUCCAUCUAUGUCAACCUACGCAAUUAACACCUAUCGCGAACCAGCUAGACUAUUUAUAUCUGGUGGAGGAGAGCUCAAGUCCACCGAGGGUACCACACAAGGUGAUCCCCUGGCCAUGGGGAUGUAUGCCAUCAGUCUUCAACCCCUGAUCACCGGAUUGAAUGUGUCAAGCAAUGUUAAGCAAUGUUGGUUUGCUGACGACGCGAGUGGCGCGGGACUUCUGGAAGAUAUCAAGCGAUGGUGGGAACACCUGAAUGAAGCUGUCCCUAAUUUGGGAUACUUUCCAAAUGCUAAGAAAUGCUGGCUGAUCAUAAAGCCUGGAAAAGAAGAAAGUGCUCAUGCUAUUUUUGAUGGGACAGCGAUCAAUAUCUCUGCACAGGGGCAAAAGCAUUUGGGCGCAGCCUUGGGUUCUAUGGCUUUCCUGAAAGAAUACGUCAACGGCAAGGUAGAGGACUGGGUUAGCCAAAUCGUCAAGCUAGCUGAAUUCGCAGCGUCACACCCACAAGCCUGCUAUGCCACCUUCAUCUUUGGCCUCCGCUAUCGAUGGACGUAUUUUCUUAGAACACUUCCAGAUAUAGAAGAUUUACUGGAGCCCUUGGAGCGUGCUAUUGCUGAUGUCCUGAUACCAUCAAUUACGGAUCAUCACUGUACAAAGAGUGAAAGGGAUCUCCUGGCACUCCCAGUACGAAUGGGCGGUCUUGGCCUUAUAAAUCCUAGACAGGAUGCAGCACUGCAGUACGAAACGUUGAUAAAGACCACAGCGCCACUGGUAGAGAAAAUUAUCGCACAAGCCUACGAAAUUCCAGAUGACUCUGUUAUUCACACACUGCAGCAGAAUGCGCGAAAUGAAAAGAACGAAGUACUUCAGGCUAAACGGGAUGGUAUUAAGAACUCUCUACCCCCGAAAACACGGCGUGCUAUGGAACUAGCAACUGAAAAAGGUGCAUCCAACUGGCUAACAGUUAUCCCCAUUAAGGAAAUGGACUACAAUCUGAACAAGGGUGAGUUUCGAGACGCAGUAAAGCUGAGAUAUGAGUGGAAAAUUGCUGAUAAGCCAUCAGUAUGCGUGUGUGGCGAUACUUUCAAUAUUCAUCACGCAAUGAUCUGCAAGCGAGGUGGGUUCAUUAUACAGCGACACAACGAACUGCGAAAUCUUGAGGCUGAUAUGCUUAACAUCGUCCGUAAUGAUGUCGAGGUUGAACCCGUUCUUCAAGAGUUAACUGGCGAGGUUUUACCAAGAGGAGCAAAUACAGCAUCCGACGCUCGCCUAGAUAUCCACGCUCGAGGGUUUUGGGAGAAACAAAGGUCCACGUUCUUUGACGUUAGGGUUUGUCACCCCAACGCGGAAUCCUACAAAGACCCGAGCCCUCAACAGAUAUACAGGCAACAUGAAAACGAGAAGAAGAGGAUGUAUGCCCAAAGAGUGAUGGAGAUAGAACACGGAACGUUUACACCACUAGUAUUUACAACGACUGGAGGCAUGAGUGAAGAGUGCAAGAGGUAUCAUAGCAGAUUUGCCGAGCUCAUAGCAGCGAAGAAAGGCGAAGACUACUCUACGACCAUGUCCUGGAUACGAGCCAAGGUCUCCUUUGCCAUCUUGCGGUCAGCUCUACUUUGUCUCAGAGGGACUAGAGCACCCAGGAGGAUAAAUACGAACGUUCAAGAAACGGACUUCGAAGUAGACAAUUCUGGUGCCAAAGUUUAGGCUUAGACUUUUACCAUAAAUUCUUACUAUAACAUAUACUAUAACAUACUACAACAAUUUAGACUCACUUCCUUAUAUAUACUAGCAAUUAGUUAUUAAUGUAGUAGGAUUAUUUUAUAAAUAAAUUAUUAUUAUUAUUAAGAAAAUUAUUAUUAUUAUUAUUAUUAUUAUUAUUAUUAUUAUUAAUAUUAUUAUUAUUAUUAUUAUUAUAAAGCUUUAUUUGCAUGACCUAAUUACAUGUAUUGCUAAGCGUACAUUAUGUACUGUUUAAUAAACGAGCAGGAGUGUUUUAUUAUGUUUAAACGGCUUCAAACACGACUACAAAUUCAAUAUAAUAGAAAUACUGCCUUAUUAGUAUUCUUUAUAUAAAGAAUACUAAUGAGGGCACGACUACAAUAGAUACUGCCUUAUUAGUAUUCUUUAUUUAAAGAAUACUAAUUAGGAGUGUUUUAUCUGGUUUAAAGCCACUGCACGUGACAUAUUAUGGUUGACAUGAUUUGCCAAUAAGCUUAUGAAUUAUUAAUGAGUGUUUGAAAUAUAUAUAAAAUGUCAGUAAUGCAUAUAACCUAUAACUAUUAAAAUAUAUAGGAAGAAGCUAUUUACAAAUAGAAAAGAAGUAUAUAAUUUAAAGAUAUAAUGUUUUUUGUUGUUGUUUUUUUGUUAAUUGCCAAUAAACUUAGUCUAAAUGUAAUUGGUUCAAAGGCAAUGAUUAAAAAAAAUUAUGAUUCACGUUUGAAUGUUUUCAUUGAAAAUAAGCAAAUUAAACAAGUUAGCAAUGCAAAACUCUUGGAGUAAUAGUUGACCAGCAUUUGUCUUGGAAAAGUAAUUCCGAAAAUAUUUGCAAAAAAAUAACUGCAGGAAUCUCUGCUAUUCGUCGAGUCAAACCUUUCGUUGACAAAUAUAUAAUGCUAUUGUUCGCCCAUACUUUGAUUACUGUUGUGAAGUAUGGCAUGUGUUUGGUGAAUCACAAUCAAAACAAGUCCAAAAACUUCAAAAUAGAGCUGCUAGAAUUAUCUUGAACAUGAGUAAUGACGUAAAUCAUUCCAUUGCUCUACGUGCAUUGGGCUGGGAGCCACUCAAAACUGAAAGGAAGAAAGCUAAUGCAAAAAUAAUGUACAAAGUAUUAAAUAAAAUGGGUCUUAAAUCACUCACUAAUCUUUUUUCAUACAAAUGUGAAAAAACAAACUACAACCUUCGUGACAUUUCAAGCGGUCUUAGUUUACCAAAACCGCGUACUAACAACAUGAAAAAUAGUUUCAUGUAUGACGGAGCACACCUUUGGAAUUCUAUUCCAAAGGAAAUUAGGGAAAGCAAAACUCUUUCAUCCUUUAGAAAUAAAAUCGCUGCUCACAAAAUUGACAUAGAGUAAAUUGAUGUAACUGUAAAUAUUCUAAUAACCUUCUUAUCAUGUAAACAAUUUAAUAUUCUAUCUUUUUAAACUUAAGUAUUUUAAUAUCUCCAUGUAACAUUUUUCUAUUUUUGCACACGCCCCCCGUGGAAAUCAGCUUCGGUUGACGGGGUCAGCGUGUAUAAAUAAAGUAUCUAUCUAUCUAUCUAUCUAUCUAUCUAUCUAUCUAUCUAUCUAUCUAUCUAUCUAUCUAUCUAUCUAUCUAUCUAUCUAUCUAUCUAUCUAUCUAUCUAUCUAUCUAUCUGUCUAUCUAUCUAUCUAUCUAUCUAUCUAUCUAUCUAUCUAUCUAUCUAUCUAUCUAUCUAUCUAUCUAUCUAUCUAUCUAUCUAUCUAUCUAUCUAUCUAUCUAUCUAUCUAUCUAUCUAUCUAUCUAUCUAUCUGGAGUCUUUUAAAAUUUUUACUGGUAUUUUAUCUUGUCCACUUGAUUUGGAGACUUUAAGCUUACUCAAAACAGUUUCAACUUCAUCAUUAGAAACCGAUUUGAACUCAAAAACAGCACUAAACGACCGAUCAAGAUAUUCUUCAAAUCCUUCUUUACUUGGUGGAAUCCUGUUGGAUAAUUCUGUACCAAUUUUUGAAAAGUAAUCGUUAAAAGUUUCAGCAAUAUCAUCCUUAUUCGUAAAUAUUUGAUCAUUUGAUUUGACUGAAAUUACAUUUGUUGUUUUAGAGGUUUUCCCAAUGAGUUGGUUUAUAUUUCUCCACAUUUCCUUAGAGUUGUUUUUUGAAUUACUAAUUACCUCUUGAAAAUAACUAGCUUUCGUAUUUUUAAUCAAUCUAUUGACAUCGUUCCUAGCUGUUUUGUAGGCCUCAUGGAAGCGAGAAGAUUUAUUUUUAAUAACUGCUUUCUUCUUUAACGUAUCACGAUAGUUCAUUAUCUUUAUUUACUCUCCAUUCAUCCAGGGGGUAUAUUUACUUUUGAUUUUUUUUAGCCUAAUAGGAGCAUGUAAGUUGGAAACCUCAUUGAACCUAUAAGUUCUUUGUAUGUUUGCAUGGCGAUAAAAUAUAAUAGUUUUGUUUGAUCCAUAAGCCCGGAUCUUCUUCUUCUUCAUUCUCAUUGAACCUAUCCUUAAAUUGUUUUCAAAGCGCAUUUGGAUCAUCACUGCUCCAAUCACAAUUCGAAAGUGUGAUAGAAAGAUCCCUUUUGAAUUCAAAUGUUUUGUAAUGCUUAAAAUUCCUUGUUUCUACAAUUGUUGGUGACGUUUUGCUAAAUGAUAUCUUUCUGCAGCCAUAAAUAAGGCUACGGUCACUGACACCCAUAUGCACCACCCCAGAAUUAAUAAUAGUUUCUGGCUUAUUAGUAAAGAACAAGUCCAACAAUGUCUGCGUUUCCUCCGUAACACGUGUUGCCUCUGUAAUUAUCUGCUUAAGUUGAAAUAAAUUGGCGAUAUCCAGAAGCCG
This is a messenger RNA of Paramuricea clavata, 5117 nucleotides long. The record is from the annotation of a GenBank genome assembly. Lineage: Eukaryota; Metazoa; Cnidaria; Anthozoa; Malacalcyonacea; Plexauridae.